GACCCACCAUCACAAGAGCCAUCGCAUUGAUCMAUUGUGAUUCGGAGAGAACGCCCUGCUCCGAGUCGAGAAACAAGAUCAAGAAUGACGACAGGGAGCAUGCUUCGUGGAAGAAUGCUUGGAGCAGAGCUUGCUCACAGCGAUGCUUUGCGAUACUUGACAACCUACAAUAACUCCACGGUUGCAGACAGCGAGAGYGAUACCUCGAAURUCAUGAACACGGCAAAAGACUAUGCUAGUAGGAUCAAAACCGCAACUUCCGACCUGACCAGUACGCAUCCCAGGGAUUGGACGCAUGACCAAUACCUCGGUGUAGUCACGGGCUUCGUGGCUAUAUGGACAUUGCUCCUCUUGCUUUGUACCUGUCGAAAAUGCUGCGAUAGACGACGCAAAAWCCAGCGGAAAAGCGUAGACGACUCUUACAUGAACAUGAGCUUUGCCGACAACAAACAAGCACUCCUUAACCAGCACCGAUCUGGUCCCUACAAAUACGACAUGGUUCGGCCACGCGUCGUGCGUGGAACCGCAACCGAUGCCGGUGGCAUCGCGAGCGUCGAAUCUCCUAGUGGCUAUGAUUAUGAUGCAAUGGAUCCCAAUCGAUUGCCGAUGGGAGCUCGCUUGCACGGAGCCAAUAAGCUCCGCUCSGACGGAUUGUCGGGAAGGGGGGUGCGGGUAGCCAUCAUCGAUUCCGGUGUCGACCACACCCAYCCCGGACUCCACGACAAGGUUCGGACCAAKCGUUGGUUUCGCCACGGGACAUCUCUCCUGGAAGACGAUCACGGAACCCACGUGGCCGGAACCAUUCACUACGUAGCUCCCGAGGCCGAGUUGUUCGAUUACCGCGUCUUUGGCAAGGACGGAGACUUUACGGGAGACGUGGCCAUUGCCAAGUCCAUCCGAUCAGCGGUCGACAUCGACAAGUGUCACGUCAUCAACCUUUCGUUGCGGUGCUCGUAUCCGGUAUUACCGGCAAUCACCAAGGCCGUACAAUACGCCAAACGCAAGGGUGUUCACAUGGUAUGCGCGGCCGGCAACGACGGAGACGGCAACGGCAACACCGACGAGCUCUAUACAUUCCCCGCCCAAUUCGACGAGACCAUCAGUGUCGCUGCCGUCCGCAAGGAGGCCGGUCUACCACCCGCAAACUUCAGCGAGUCCAAUGCAAAAGUAAGCUUUUCGGGCAUUGGAAAAGAUGUGAUAUCUCUCAAGCCCGGAGGAGGUCACCAGAUCAUGUCGGGGACCUCUAUGGCAGCCCCGCACGUGACAGGCUUGAUUGCCUGCCUCUUGUCCGACGAACCGACGAAAUAUACCGAUUACCAGCUCCGCAAGUUGCUUCGAGAGAAGCACACUGUUGACAUAGCCGAAAAGGGAUUCGACAAGCAGACGGGUGCGGGAUUUGUGACCUACCUGGYAGCAGAACAAGGAGAAGACGAAGAAAGCAAUAGCCUCUUUGAUUUGUUAGCUCUGGUGUAGAAAAAAAAGCUAAAAAUAUCUUCGGCAUCGAUUCGUGUUUCUAUUCAGUGCGGUUGCACGAAAAAUUUUCCUUAUUUUGGAAAGAAAGUGAUUAUCUAUGCUGCCACACUCGAUACUCGUGAAAGGAUGAGGUCAAGAGCUUGACAAACGACUGCAAUGUUUGAAUUCUCGUGUUCUUUUGGGGGAGGGRAAAUCCUCUUCAGCAAUCAUGACCAUAGUAGAUUUAUUUUACUUUAAAUUGU
This is a messenger RNA of Pseudo-nitzschia multistriata, 1715 nucleotides long. The record is from the annotation of a GenBank genome assembly. Lineage: Eukaryota; Bacillariophyta; Bacillariophyceae; Bacillariales; Bacillariaceae.